UCCAAGCAAACACUCGCUCGAUGAUCUUCAGCAACCGCACACCCUGGUCCACACGGAACUCCUCCUGUCACACACACACACACAGACACAAAGAGGAGGAAGAUGUGCGACGUGCAGCUGCUGCGGGAGUCGGUACAUGAGCGGAUCAGCGCCGCCGCCGAAGACUUUCUGCUGCAGCUGGAGAAAGGAGGAGAAACGGCUCGAGUCCCGGAGCUGAGAGCGAUGCUAACCGAGCGGCUAACGGCGGCGGCGGAGGAGAUCGUCGCGGUGUUCGAAGACAGAAUGGAGCGGUCCGAGCGGGAGAUCUGCCGCCAGAGGAGGCUGCUGGAGGCCGUGAUGAAGCCCCAACUCCGGCUGCACCGAGUUGUGUGUCCUGCAGACGUACAGCCGCUGAUGGUGAAUAAAGAAGAGGUUCCCCCUGAGCAGCAGCAGUGGAGCCCCCUUGUGGACCAGGAGGACCGAAAGCCCCCCCAUAUUAAAGAGGGACAGGAGGAACUGUUGACCAAUCAGGAGGGAGAGCAGCUUCAACAACUUGAGCAGGCUGAUAUCAAGUUCACAUGGACUGCUGUCACCAUGAAGAGUGAAGAAGAUGAAGAGAAACCUGAGUUGUCACAGCUUCAUCAGAGUCAGACUGAGGAGAACAGAGCAGACUGUGGAGAACAAGAACCAGCCAGGAACUCAGGUCCUGAUGGACAUUUACAACCAGGUACUGAAGAUAGUGAAGAUGAUUGGAUGCAGACCAGGGAACCUCAGUCUGGUUUAAAUACAAAAAAUAACAAACAGCCUCUAAGUGAUAUGAAAUGUAAAACUGGUAAGAAAGCAUUUGGUUGUUCUGAGUGUGGGAAAAGAUUCAGACGAAACUGCGAUCUAACUGAACAUAUGACGAAUCAUUCAGGAGAGAAACCGUUAAAUUGCUCCGAGUGUGGUAGAAGAUUCAUACGAAGGAACCAUCUAAAUAUACAUAUGAGGACUCAUACAGGAGAGAAACCGUAUAGCUGCUCCGAGUGUGGUAGAAGAUUCAGACUAAAGGGCAAGCUAACUGUACAUAUGAAGAAUCAUACAGCAGAGAGGCCGUUUAGUUGCUCCGAGUGUGUUAAAAGAUACAGACGAAAGGGCGAGCUUACUGCACAUAUGAGAAUUCAUACAAGAGAGAAACUGUUUAGUUGCUCCGAGUGUGGUCAAAGAUUCAGAAUGAAGCGUGAGCUUGCUGUACAUAUGAGGACUCAUAAAGGAAAGAAACAGAUUAGUUGCUCCGAGUGUGGUCAAGGAUUCAGACUAAAGGGUGAGCUAACUGUACAUAUGAGGACUCAUAAAGCAGAGAAACAGAUUAGUUGCUCCGAGUGUGGUCAAGGAUUCAGACUAAAGGGCGAGCUAACAGUACAUAUGAAGACUCAUAAAGGAGAGAAACCGAUGAGUUGCUCCGAGUGUGGAAGAAGAUUCGCACAUAAAUGUCAUCUAACCAUGCAUAUGAGGGAGCAUACAGCAGAGAAACCAUAUAUUGGUAAAAGACGAAUGGCUGAUGCAACUGCAUAUUACUAACUCUAAUCCUAACCCUAUUAAUAUAGGAGAGAUUUGUUUUGUCCCUAGAAAAAGUAACUCAUUGAAUAACAUGAAAGAUAUUGUUGAUAUAUCUUGUUUCUACGGAUUUGAUUUAUGCAAUAUAUGUUACAUACCCUUAUUUACUUAUGUAUUUUUCAUAAUGUCCUCCAUGUCUGGUAAAAAAUCUGCUCUAAAUUAACAGUGGAAUAUACAUAAGCAAAGUCAUAAAGGAGAGAAACUAUUAAGUUGGUAAAAGAUUUAAAGUAAUGGGCAAUCUGUGUAUACGAUGAGUCAUACAGCAGAUCAUUAUUUUACUUGCUCUCAGUGUGGAAAAAGAUUUAACUGUAGUUACAAUUUAAAGAGACUUACGAGGAUUCAUACAGGAGAGAAAUUAAUCCCUUUGCAACAAAAUAUUUAUAUAGAUCUAUCAGCAGCUAUCGAUAUCCGUAUUAAUAGUUCACUGUUGUAAAAAGAGAAUUAAGAAUCCCUCAACCUGUUUAGUGUUAAACAACUUUUAUGUUCCUAGAAAAUACAACUCAUUGAAUAACAUGAAAUAUUUGUGUUGAUAGUUAUUGUUUCUACUGAUUUAUGACCCAUAUAAUUCACACCUAUACAGUGAAAGAAAUAAGUAUUUGAUCCCUUGCUGAUUUUGAAUGUUUGCCCACUCACGAAUAAAUGAACAAUAUCCAGAUCGUAUAACUCACAUCAUAUAAUAAAUUGAUAUGCAUUUGAUUGUGUGAAAUAUAAGUAUUUGAUCCACAGAUUUUCUAUGGAAAUAAGGUCCGGAGACUGGCGCGGCCACUCCAUGACAUUAAUGUGCUUCUUCUUCAGCCACUCCUUUGUUCCCUUGACCAUAUGUUUCGGGUCAUUGUCGUGCUGGAAGACACAUCCACGACCAUUUUCAAUGUCCUGGCUGAGGGAAGAAGGUUGUCGCCCUAGAUUUCACGGUACAAGGCCCGGUCCAUCCUCCUCUCGAUGUGGUGAAGUCGUCCUGUCCCCUUAGCAGGGAAACACCCCCAAAGCUUCUUCUCAAAACAGUGCGAGUCCAGUUGAUGCCAAAGAGCUUGAUUUUGUCUCAUCUGACCACAUCACCUUCUCCUAAGCUUUCCCAGAAUCAUUCAGGUGUUCAUUGUUAACCAUCAGACGGCCUGUGUCUUCUUGAGCAGGGGGACCUUACUGGUGCAACAGGAUUUGAAUCCACUACGGCAUAGUGUGUUACCGAUGCUUUUCUUGGUGACUGUGGUCCCAGCUGUCUUGAGAUCAUUGACAGGUUCCUCCUGUGUAGCUCUGGGCUGAUCUCCUCACCUAUCUCAUGAUCAUCGAUGCCCCACGAGGCGAUAUCUUGCGUGGAGCCCCAGACCGAGGGUGAUUGAUGGUAAUUUUGUGUUUCUUCCAUUUCCGAAUAAGCGCACCAACAUUUGUCUACUUCUCACUAAGCUGCUUGCCGAUGGUCUUGUAGCCCAUUCCAGCCUUGUGCAGGUUUAAGAUCUUGUCCCUGGCGUCCUUACAGCUCUUUGGUCUUAAUCCAUGGUGGUGAGGUUAGAAUCUGACUGAUUGAUUCUGUGGUUGGCGUAUGAGUUUGUAUAAAUGCACAAAUAAACAUGUACAAAUACA
Molecule: messenger RNA, 3153 nt
Organism: Limanda limanda (common dab)
Lineage: Eukaryota; Metazoa; Chordata; Actinopteri; Pleuronectiformes; Pleuronectidae
Product: zinc finger protein 567-like
Exons: 2
Coding region: 103-1539 (478 amino acids)
Source: RefSeq, a predicted model, not a curated record